Molecule: messenger RNA, 1861 nt
Organism: Melanaphis sacchari
Lineage: Eukaryota; Metazoa; Arthropoda; Insecta; Hemiptera; Aphididae
Product: opsin, ultraviolet-sensitive-like
Exons: 4
Coding region: 386-1657 (423 amino acids)
Biological process (GO): visual perception; G protein-coupled receptor signaling pathway
Cellular component (GO): membrane
Molecular function (GO): G protein-coupled receptor activity
Source: RefSeq, a predicted model, not a curated record
UCUGAAAAAUGUUUCCUUUUUUUUUUAUCUCGUUUAAACUGUUCAUGCAUGUCACUCUUUCAGAUAUCACCUAACGUUUUCCUUUUAGAGUUGUAGAGUCUCGCGAAGAUGGAGUAGAACGACGUCUUUUAUACCCGUGGUGUUUGAUGGAAUUGGCGGGUAAUUUUGUCCUGGAAUUUUGUGAGAUUGAUAUUUUUUCAUUGUUGCUGCAGUUCAAAAGCUCGCUUCUACAAAUAAGUAUCCUCAAUAUCACAUAACCUUCAAAACUAUUUUUUUUAAAUACAUAGAAGUACCAUACAGAACCAUAACGACUUAAAUUCGACCUAAAGGAUAAGCAGCGUUUUUCAAAAUUCUAUCAUAUUAUAAUCAAAGUCUGAACUUUAUCAUGACAGACUUCAAAACCAAAUAUCCUGUUAACUUGUGGAAAGAUCACGGAAUCUACACCGAUGAUUAUAUUAAAUUAAUCAAUAGUCAUUGGUUAAAAUUUUUGCCUCCACAUCCAACAUCACAUUAUAUUCUUGGACUAUUGUAUAUAGUCAUUGUGGUGUUCGGCUGCAGCGGAAACUCCUUGGUGAUUUUUAUGUACUUUAAAUGUAAAUCUUUACAAACGCCAGCGAACAUGUUAAUAAUUAAUUUAGCCGUUAGCGAUUUUAUUAUGUUAGCAAAAGCCUCGAUUUUCAUUUACAACAGUUAUUACUUGGGCCCUGCGUUAGGAAAAUUGGGAUGUCAAAUAUGCGGAUUUCUUGGUGGCUUGACUGGAACCGUAUCCAUCAUGACAUUAGCAGCUAUAUCUUUAGAUCGUUAUUACGUUAUAGUGCGUCCUCUGAAAGCGACAGUGAAAACCACUAAACAAAGAGCCAGGAUAUGGAUAGCAUUGAUAUGGAUUUUUGGAUUUUUGUUCUCCAUCGUACCAGUGCUAGAUCUGGGGUACAGUCGAUAUGUAUCAGAAGGAUACCUGACGAGCUGUAGUUUCGAUUAUCUGUCAAAUGACGACGGAGAUAAAAAGUUUAUCCUAGUAUUUUUUAUGGCGGCUUGGUGCAUACCGUUCACAAUAAUACUAUACUGUUACAUAAAAAUACUAAUGGCGGUGUGGGUGACCUCCGAAAUAGUCACCAGUAGGGUUGGCCAACAAGAAGAGAAGAGGAAAACGGAUAUACGGUUGGGGUACAUGGUGAUUGGGGCCCUCAUGUUGUGGUUCGUGUCAUGGACGCCAUACGCCGUGGUGGCCCUACUUGGUGUAUUCGAUCUAAAGGAGUACAUCUCACCACUGGGCUCCAUGAUUCCGGCACUAUUUUGUAAGACGGCUAGCUGUACGGACCCGUGGUUUUAUGCCAUUACGCAUCCAAGAUUCAAAAAGGAACUAAUGAAGCUAUUGACAAAAAGCAAGACUAGUGAGUUGGUCCGAAAUGAUGGCAUGCAAAAGGGAUGGGUCAGGUCACAUUUGGAUAAAAACGGAAGUAUUACCUUUGAGAACCAUUUUAAAACCGUUUAUAAUAGUAAAAAAAAAACGAUAUUCGUACUUGAAUCUGGUGACAAAAACUUUCAUUGUCGGCAAUCCACUUUUGAUCGUAAAACUGAAUCAAUCAAUGAAACUGAGAUCAAGUUCCCUGGAUGUGUUGCUAAUGAAGAAAAAUAUAAGUUUAUGCUUUCCAGCUGAUAUUAAUGUACUAAAGUAAUUGCACAGGGUCACGCCACAUAAAUAAAACAUUAAUACUAGAAAUUCUACUUGAAAAUAUAGGCAGAAAAAGCGAAAACAAUAAUAACUAAGUAAAAAGUAUGAAACUAUAGCAAAAAGUCGAAUUCUCUUAUAAAAAUAAAUACUAUAAUUACUUACAUAUAAUUGUGAAAUAUAUCUGAUGGA